This is a messenger RNA of Candidula unifasciata, 318 nucleotides long. The record is from the annotation of a GenBank genome assembly. Lineage: Eukaryota; Metazoa; Mollusca; Gastropoda; Stylommatophora; Geomitridae.
AUGAAAUCUCUGAAUUUCCUUGUGGCUUUGAUGGCUGCAGCCAUUGCAUCACCAGUUGGGGAAUCGAAGGAGCUGAGCAAACGAUUUUAUCAAGAUAUCUUGGGCACGGAGAGUAGGCCUGAAUACUAUCCGAUUGCGGCAAGUGCAUUCCGUACUCUUGGACACUCUGGUGGUGGAAGGCGUGCUCUUGGUGCUCGUUAUUUACCCUAUACUCCAGUCAGUUAUAUUCCUCAAGCUGCCAGAGCUGCAAAUGUCCCGAAACUGGCUUACACAAUUCCGCAGACUGGAAGACAAGAGCAAGCAGAUUACAGAUAUUAA